Molecule: messenger RNA, 5524 nt
Organism: Mesocricetus auratus (golden hamster)
Lineage: Eukaryota; Metazoa; Chordata; Mammalia; Rodentia; Cricetidae
Gene: Epha10
Product: EPH receptor A10
Exons: 17
Coding region: 355-3378 (1007 amino acids)
Biological process (GO): protein phosphorylation; axon guidance; cell surface receptor protein tyrosine kinase signaling pathway
Cellular component (GO): neuron projection; plasma membrane
Molecular function (GO): protein binding; transmembrane-ephrin receptor activity; ATP binding
Source: RefSeq, a predicted model, not a curated record
GAGAGCUAAGGUUUAAGGGUCUCUGGUCCACCGACGCCAGCUUGUCUCGCUCUCCAGCAGCCGUGCUAGCUCUCAGGACUGCCCCACCCCCACGGUUUGGAGGUCUGCGGGACCCCUUGGUUUCCCCCUCCAGCUGGGCGUUCCGCCCCUGGCCUAUGAAACUCCACCUCCUCAUUCUUUGCUAGCCGGGAUUGGUGGACCUCCCGCGGCGAUGCUUUGCGAUUGGUCCUCAUGGAUGAUGGUGACCAGCGAGACUCCGCCCCCAGCCGGCGCUGGGGUCUGGGGGCACUGCUCAGCGGUGCUGGACUGGCGAGGCUUGAGCCGCCGCCGCACUGACAGCUCCGUCUGUGGACCAUGGAGACUGGCGCCGGUCCACACCCGCUGCGCCUGUUCGUCUGCCUGAUGCCACUCUGCCUUGCUCUGCUUCUGGGACCUGGGCGGCCCGGGACCGCGGAGGAAGUUAUCCUCCUGGACUCCAAAGCCUCCCAGGCUGAAUUGGGUUGGACUACACUCCCAAGUAAUGGGUGGGAGGAGAUUAGUGGCGUGGACGAACAUGACCGUCCCAUCCGCACGUACCAAGUAUGCAACGUGCUGGAGCCCAACCAGGACAACUGGCUGCAGACUGGCUGGAUCAGCCGCGGCCGUGGGCAGCGCAUCUUCGUGGAACUGCAGUUCACGCUGCGCGACUGCAGUAGCAUCCCUGGCGCCGCGGGCACCUGCAAAGAGACCUUCAACGCUUACUACUUGGAAACCGAGGCCGACCUGGGACGUGGGCGUCCCCGCCUAGGAGGCAACAGACCCCGCAAGAUUGACACUAUCGCAGCUGAUGAGAGCUUCACACAGGGUGACCUAGGAGAACGCAAGAUGAAGCUGAACACAGAGGUGCGUGAGAUCGGCCCCCUCAGCCGUCAAGGUUUCCACCUGGCGUUCCAGGAUGUGGGUGCAUGCGUGGCACUGGUCUCAGUUCGUGUCUAUUACAAGCAGUGCCGAGCCACAGUUCGGGGCCUGGCGGCCUUCCCUGCCACAGCAGCCGAGAGUGCCUUCUCCACGCUGGUAGAAGUGACUGGAACGUGUGUGUCCCACUCAGAAGGAGAGCCUGGCAGCCCUCCCCGCAUGCACUGUGGCGCGGAUGGCGAGUGGCUGGUGCCCGUUGGCCGCUGCAGCUGCAGUGCCGGAUUCCAGGAACGUGGUGACAUCUGUGAAGCCUGUCCCCCAGGGUUCUUCAAGGUGUCCCCAAGGCGGCCCCUCUGCUCCCCAUGCCCGGAGCACAGCCUGGCUCUGGAGAAUGCCUCUACAUUCUGCGUGUGCCAGGACACCUAUGCUCGCUCGCCCACGGACCCGCCCUCAGCCUCCUGCACUCGGCCGCCGUCCGCGCCACGGGACCUGCAGUACAGCUUGAGCCGCUCCCCCCUGGCGCUGCGACUGCGGUGGCUGCCGCCUGCGGACUCCGGCGGUCGUUCCGACGUCACCUACUCGCUGCUGUGCCUGCUCUGCGGCCGCGACGGUCCGGCGGGCGCAUGCCAACCCUGCGGGCCACGCGUGGCCUUCGUCCCGCGUCAGGCAGGGUUGCGAGAACGCGCCGCCACGCUGCUGCACCUGCGGCCGGGCGCGCGCUAUACCGUGCGCGUGGCCGCGCUCAACGGUGUCUCAGGCCCAGCGGCCGCCGCGGAAGCCACCUACGCGCAGGUCACCGUGUCCACCGGACCCGGAGCACCCUGGGAGGAGGAUGAGAUCCGCAGGGACCGUGUGGAGCCCCAGAGCGUGUCCCUGUCAUGGCGGGAGCCUGUUCCUGAUGGAACUCCCGGAGCCAACGGCACAGAGUAUGAGAUCCGCUACUUCGAGAAGGGUCAGAGUGAGCAGACUUACUCCACAGUGAAGACAGGGGCUCCGGCUGUCACUGUCACCAACCUGAAGCCUGCUACCAGAUACGUAUUUCAGAUCCGGGCGGCCUCCCCAGGGCCUUCAUGGGAGUCCCAGAGUUUCAACCCGAGUAUUGAAGUGCAGACCCCAGGUGAAGUUGCCUCAGGUUCCAGAGACCAGAGCCCCGCAGUGGUUGUCACUGUUGUGACCAUCUCAGCCCUCCUGGUCCUGGGCUCUGUGAUGAGUGUGCUGGCCAUCUGGAGGAGGCCCUGCAACGGCAAAGGAAGUGGGGACGCCCACGACGAAGAGGAACUGUAUUUCCACUUCAAAGUCCCGACACGACGCACAUUUCUGGAUCCCCAGAGCUGCGGGGACCCACUGCAGGCUGUGCAUCUAUUCGCCAAGGAGCUAGAUGCCAAAAGCGUCACCCUGGAGAAGAGCUUGGGAGCAGGCCGAUUUGGGGACCUGUGCUGUGGCUGCCUGCAGCUGCCUGGUCGCCAGGGGCUGCCCGUGGCAGUGCACACUCUGAGGGAUGGGUGCUCUGACUCCCAGAGGCUCAGCUUCCUGGCUGAGGCCCUCACCCUGGGGCAGUUUGACCACAGUCACAUUGUGCGGCUGGAAGGCGUUGUCACCCGAGGAAAACCCUUGAUGAUUGUUACUGAGUACAUGAACCUCGGGGCCCUUGAUGACUUCCUCAGGCAUCACGAGGGGGAGCUGAUGGCUACACAGUUGAUGGGUCUGCUGCCUGGGCUGGCAUCAGCCAUGAAGUAUCUGUCAGAGAUGGGCUAUGUGCACCGGGGCCUGGCUGCCCGCCGGGUGCUGGUCAGCAGCGGCCUCAUCUGUAAGAUCUCCGGCUUUGGGCGGGGUCCCCGGGACCGAGCUGAAGCUGUCUACACCACCAUGAGUGGCCGGAGCCCAGCACUCUGGGCAGCUCCCGAGACCAUUCAGUUUGGCCACUUCAGCUCUGCUAGUGACGUAUGGAGUUUUGGCAUUGUCAUGUGGGAGGUGAUGGCCUUUGGGGAGCGGCCCUACUGGGACAUGUCUGGACAAGAUGUGAUCAAGGCUGUGGAGGAUGGCUUCCGGCUGCCACCCCCCAGGAACUGUCCCUCCCCACUGCACCGACUGAUGCUUGACUGCUGGCAGAAAGACCCAGGUGAGCGGCCCAGGUUCUCCCAGAUCCACAGCAUCCUGAGCAAGAUGGGGCAGGAGCCAGAACCCUCCAAGUGUGCUGCGAACACCUGUCUCAGGCCUCCCACCCCCCUGGCGGACCGUGCCUUCUCCACCUUCCCCUCCUUUGGUUCUGUGGGGGCUUGGCUAGAGGCCCUGGACCUGUGCCGUUACAAGGACAACUUCUCUGCAGCAGGCUAUGGGAGCCUGGAGGCUGUGGCUGAGAUGACUGCCCAGGACCUGGGGAGCCUGGGAAUCUCUUCCACCGAGCACCGAGAAGCCCUCCUGAGUGGGAUCAGCGCCCUGCAGACUCGAGUGCUGCAGCUGCAGGGUCAGGGGGUGCAGGUGUGAGUGGCUCAGCCCUGCCCAAGGACCUGCAGGCUACACCCCUGGGGGGAGAAGUGAGUGCUCUCUUACUCUUAGUGGGCCCUGAGCUGGUUGGUGCCACAUUGUCCCCCCAUUUCAUAUUUCCUCUCAACACCUUGCUGACCUAGUGGUCCUAAAAAAAGAGGUUCGGAUCCCUGGAGAGGACCCUAGAGAUAACAGUAGGAAGAAGUUUAGGGUGUCAAGGGCAAAGCUGGCUGGAGAAGACAGCCACUUCCAGUUGUGCUGCCUCAGGCCCCUGGGUCUUCCAUGCUCACUGGGGAUUGGGCCUAAUCAGUGGGCAUCUCCUUUCCCCAGAGAGCUUUUGGCCUGCCAGGCAGUAAGGAUCCCUGAGAGAGACCCAUUGGUUGUGGCAGAGGCCACAGCUGCCUGGGCACCUGAGUAUGGGACUCUGGGCCAGUGGGUGGUAGCCUUUACUUCCUAUGCCUUGGCUAGGUCUGUCUGAACCCUGGUGUCAGGCCCAAGCAGGAAAGUGACACUGAGCUCAGGGACUGGACCCCUAGGCAGAGAGACUCCAGAGCUGAUGACUUCCUGCCUUGGGUUGGCAGGCCUGGAUGAGGGUCAGCCUCCUAGUAGGUUACACAAGGUCCUGGUGCCCCCCACCCCCUGGGCCUGUCUGUCUCAUUUGCUUUGGAACUGAUUCAGAAGGGUAGGGGUGGGGGCUGCUCUACAUUCUGGAGGGUGGAGAAGAGGAGGGAGUGGUUUUGACAGGCUGCUCCAACACCUCUGUAUAGAGGGGGAAGUCAGAGCCUACAAUCUCAGAGCCAGGGUUGACCCCAGACCAAAAUCCAAGGAGCAGGCUGGCUCUGGAGAGAGCUUGCCCUUCCCCUCGGCACUGGCACUCCUCCCUGUGCAGUGAAUCCUCGCUGGGUGAGUCCCUUCAGGCUGCUCUGCCCUGCACGCCAUGCUCCCUUUGUAGAGUGUCUCCCUGUGUGCUAUACGGAGCCCUUGAAGGAGUGUGGUACUGAGCAAGGGUCCUGGCAGCUCUGAGAAUGUGAGAUCAAGGCCACCCUGGGAGGGCAGGAAGGCUUCUGGAUGUGGACAGGACCACUGGGGCCACGUUUUUCUACACCAUUCUUGAUGGAUCCCUUCUCUGUUUUUGCUGUGGUAACAAAGAGGGGUAGCGUGGACUGGGACAGAGCAGGUGGGGGUGGAGAGGCUGGCAGAAGAGUGUACCUUUGGAGGCAUCAGACUGGGAGGGGAGUCUCCCGGGGAACAGGGAGACCGGGCGAGUGGACUGUCGACAUGUAUGUGCCGAGGGUUGUCCCGAAGGCUUCUUAGCCUAAGUCAGAAUUGAAUAAGGCCGUGAGGGGUAGAAGUUCUCUCCUUAGGGCGGAUGGAGUUAUCAGCAGGCUCCGAAUCCAAGCAUGAGUCUCUAACAGUCUGGGGGCUGGAAGCCACAGCAUCUUUGGGGCGUACCCCAUAGUGGGGCCAGUGACUCUCAGCAGUGCCUUUCUGCCUGCCAGCAGCAGCCUCGUCAGAGCCUGCCUCACUUCUGGCUCUCUGCUCCCUGGGCACCUGCCUGGGCUCAGUGACUGCAGGGGUGCUGGGGUAGACUGGGGUACUGUGGCCACCUUUGACAGAACUGGGGGAACUGAUUGCCCCCACAGGCUCUUCCUUCAUUCUCCCUCCAGGGAAAACUGGCCCAACAUCCAAGACUCAUGGGGACCAGUGCCCUGCCUUGGGUGAUCAGAACCAUGUCCCUAUCUUCAGCCACAUGAGUCAUUGUCAAGGUUAAACUCCUCCCAGUUGUCUGUAGAGGGGUCCCUGGUUGUGCUGGCAGGACUUCGGUGUCCAGGGUAGACCUCCCCUCUGAUGAGGAGUGAGGUCCUAGAAUCCUGAGGGGUCCCAGGCCUCAGCCCUGCACAGGCACCAGCAUGAUACAGGGUGCUGGGUCGCUGGGGACCCUCCACAGGUCUAUUUUUAUACAUGGAGCUUGUUUGCUGGACAGAGAGAGGUGGCCUAGAACCCAUAUUGCUCUGUAUGCACCCACCUAGGGAGGGAGGGGCUGGUUGUGGGUGGAGGUUCCUUUUAGGAACUCUGGAGAUGUUUUUUAUAUUUCUUGGGUUCUAUAUGCAGUACAAAGUAAUAAAAACUUGUCUGUGUUAUGGUC